Molecule: messenger RNA, 1011 nt
Organism: Silurus meridionalis
Lineage: Eukaryota; Metazoa; Chordata; Actinopteri; Siluriformes; Siluridae
Product: free fatty acid receptor 2-like
Exons: 1
Coding region: 1-981 (326 amino acids)
Biological process (GO): cellular response to fatty acid; G protein-coupled receptor signaling pathway
Cellular component (GO): plasma membrane
Molecular function (GO): G protein-coupled receptor activity
Source: RefSeq, a predicted model, not a curated record
AUGCUGUGGACACCAACGCUUAGCUAUUCCGUCCUGGUUGUUGACAGCAUCACUCUAAUCACUGGUCUUCCUGCCAACCUGCUGGCUCUUUACACUUUUCUCCGAAAGGUGAAACAGUGUGCUACGCCUCUGGAUGUUCUCUUGCUCAGCCUCACCAUUUCUGACCUUAUCUUCCUUUUGUUCCUCCCGUUCCGCAUAAAUGAGGCAGCCAACAUGAAAUGGACCAUGAGCUUCUUUCUUUGUCCACUCUCAGGAUUCAUCUACUUCAGCACCAUCUACAACAGCACUUUGCUUUUGACGGCUAUCAGUGUGGAGCGCUAUCUAGGGGUGGCCUUCCCCAUUAAAUACAAACUCAAGCGAAAUCCCCGAUAUGCCGUGUUUGCCUGUGUCAUAUUCUGGACACUUUCCAUGGGUCAUUGCAGUAUUGUCUACAUAGUGGAGUACCAUAGAGGCAGCAAUAUCACGGUCAAGGAUCUGAACCGAACCUCCUGCUACAAAGAGUUUACCCCUGAACAGCUGAAACUCCUUUUGCCUUUCCGUUUUGAGUUGUUCAUCGUCUUGUUCUGCAUUCCUUUUCUCAUCUGCUGCUUCUGCUACAUCAACUUCAUCAUUAUCCUCUCUCGCUUACCUAACAUCAACCCUCAUAAACGCUCCAGGGCCAUUGGACUUGCUGUGGUCACCCUCCUGGUUUUUAUCAUCUGCUUUGUCCCGUACAAUGUGUCUCAUGUGGUGGGAUUUGUAAGAUGGUACAGUCCACCGUGGAGAGUCUAUACAGUUCUACCCAGCACCUUCAAUGCAUGCUUGGACCCUUUUGUCUUUUAUUUCUCAUCAUCAGCAGUUCGGGGAACUUUUAUCAACAUAGUGCAACAGUUCCUCAACUGGCUUGACCGUACCUUCAGUCAGAAAUGUCUGAUGUUCAAAAAAGGUCGCUUUACUGCCUAUGAGGAGAGAACACAGAGUUCCAAUGAUACUUCUCGCUAGAACUGCAAGUAGGUACAUACAUUCAGGUCC